Molecule: messenger RNA, 5526 nt
Organism: Gracilinanus agilis (Agile Gracile Mouse Opossum)
Lineage: Eukaryota; Metazoa; Chordata; Mammalia; Didelphimorphia; Didelphidae
Gene: ADAMTSL1
Product: ADAMTS like 1
Biological process (GO): extracellular matrix organization
Cellular component (GO): extracellular matrix
Molecular function (GO): metalloendopeptidase activity
Source: RefSeq, a predicted model, not a curated record
AUGGAACGCUGCCGUUGGGCAACUCCUGGCACACCGCUCCUCUUCCUGGCUUUCCUACUCCUGGUAAAUUUCUUUUCAUUUCAAUACUUAGGUCUUACCAUAUACAUUGUGUUAUAUAUUAAGUCGCGUUAUGUUUCGUUGCUGUUGUUGUAUGUGAGGGAAGUGUGCCUGUUACGUUUCCAUCUUAAAGCGCCAGGUAAAUUUGUUAUCUCAGAGAUUUAGAAAAGGAAAAGUUCCCCCCAAACUUACUCUCCGAGGGAAAUCAAAUCUUGGAGACUUAGAAAUUUCCUCCAGAGUUCAAGGACAGCCCGUUCAGAAGAAGACCGGGAUGCAUUGUGGGAUGCCUGGGGUCCAUGGAGUGAAUGCUCCCGAACUUGUGGUGGAGGGGCCUCCUACUCACUGAGACGUUGCCUUAGCAGCAAGAGCUGUGAAGGACGUAAUAUUCGAUACAGAACCUGCAGCAAUGUGGACUGCCCUCCAGAAGCAGGAGAUUUUCGAGCCCAGCAGUGUUCUGCUCACAAUGAUGUCAAGUAUCAUGGCCAAUUGUAUGAAUGGCUACCUGUGUCGAAUGACCCCGACAACCCGUGUUCUUUGAAGUGCCAGGCUAAAGGGACUACUCUUGUUGUUGAAUUAGCCCCUAAAGUUUUAGAUGGUACAAGAUGCUACACAGAAUCACUGGACAUGUGUAUUAGUGGUUUGUGUCAAAUUGUUGGCUGUGACCACCAGCUAGGAAGCACCGUCAAGGAAGAUAACUGUGGAGUCUGCAAUGGAGACGGUUCCACCUGCCGGCUGGUCAGAGGGCAGUACAAAUCGCAGCUCUCAGCAUCCAAACUUGAUGACACCGUAGUUGCCAUUCCCUAUGGAAGUAGACACGUUCGCCUUGUCUUAAAAGGACCCGAUCACUUGUAUCUGGAAACCAAGACACUACAGGGUACAAAAGGUGAAAAUAGCCUCAGCACUACAGGUUCCUUCCUUGUGGACAAUUCCAGUGUUGACUUUCAGAAGUUUCCAGAUAAAGAGAUAUUGAGAAUGGCCGGACCCCUCACUGCAGAUUUUAUUGUCAAGGUCCACAAUGCUGGAGCUGCUGAUAGUACUGUUCAGUUCAUCUUUUAUCAGCCCAUCAUACACCGGUGGAGAGAGACUGAUUUCUUCCCUUGCUCAGCAACCUGUGGAGGAGGUUACCAGCUGACGUCGGCUGAGUGCUACGAUCUGCGGAGCAGCCGUGUCGUGGCAGAUCAAUACUGCCACUAUUACCCAGAGAAUGUCAAACCCAAACCAAAGCUUCAAGAGUGUAACUUGGACCCCUGUCCUGCCAGUGACGGCUACAAGCAGAUCAUGCCUUAUGACCUCUACCAUCCCCUUCCUCGGUGGGAAAGCACGCCAUGGACAGCCUGCUCCUCCUCCUGUGGAGGUGGCAUCCAGAGCCGGACAGUUUCCUGUGUAGAAGAAGACAUCCAGGGGCAUGUCAGUUCAGUGGAAGAAUGGAAAUGCAUGUACACUCCUAAGAUGCCUAUUGUUCAGCCCUGCAACAUUUUUGACUGUCCUAAGUGGCUGGCACAAGAGUGGUCUCCGUGUACAGUGACAUGUGGCCAGGGACUCAGAUACCGUGUAGUCCUCUGUAUUGAUCAUCGAGGAAUGCAUACAGGUGGUUGCAGCCCUAAAACAAAGCCACACAUAAAAGAAGAAUGCAUUAUACCCACUCCCUGCUAUAAACCCAAAGAGAAACUUCCUGUGGAAGCCAAGCUGCCAUGGCAUAAGCAAGCCCAAGAACUGGAAGAAGGAGCCGUGGUGUCAGAAGAGCCCUCAUUCAUCCCCGAGGCCUGGUCUGCGUGCACGGUCACCUGUGGCGUGGGAACCCAGGUGAGGAUGGUGAAAUGUCAGGUGCUCCUGUCUUUCUCCCAGUCUGUGGCCGAUCUGCCCGUUGACGAAUGUGAAGGUCCCAAGCCGGUGUCCCAGCGUGCCUGCUAUGCCGGACCUUGCAACGGGGAAAUAUCUGAUUUUAACCCUGAGGAGACAGACCUGCUCUAUGGUGGCCUGCAGGAUUUUGAUGAGCUCUAUGACUGGGAGUAUGAGGGCUUCACCGAGUGUUCCGAGUCCUGUGGAGGAGGUGUCCAAGAGGCUGUGGUGAGCUGCCUGAACAAACAGACGCGGGAGACCGCGGAUGAAAGCCUGUGCGUGACCAGCCGGCGGCCACCGAAGCUCCUGAAAUCCUGCAAUUUGGAUCCCUGCCCUUCGAGGUGGGAAAUUGGCAAGUGGAGUCCAUGUAGUUUAACCUGUGGAGUCGGUCUACAGACUCGGGAUGUUUUCUGCUCCCACCUACUUUCCAGAGAGAUGAACGAGACUGUGGUGCUGGCGGAUGAACUGUGCCACAAACCCAAGCCCACCAUAGUACAAGCUUGCAACCGUUUCAACUGCCCACCAGCCUGGUACCCUACAGAAUGGCAACAGUGUUCCCGGACCUGUGGAGGGGGCGCUCAGAAAAGAGAUGUUCUUUGCAAACAACGAAUGGCUGAUGGCAGCUUCCUCGAGUUGCCAGAGACCUUUUGCUCAGCCCCAAGACCUGCCUCUCAACAAGCGUGCAAGAAUGAAGAUUGUCCUCAUGAAUGGCUUCUCUCUGAGUGGACACAGUGUUCCACGAGCUGUGGAGAGGGCACCCAGACACGCAGUGCCGUCUGCCAAAAGAUCCUGAAAUCUGGAGAGUCGGUCAUUGUCAACUCUUCCCUGUGCCCAUCAUUGCCUUUCUCUUCCUCUGUCCAGUCCUGCAUGCUAGCAGCCUGUGCAAGACCCAGUCGCCCAUCUCCAAAGCACAGUCCGCACAUUACAGCCGUCAGGAAGAUAUAUAUUCAGACCCGGAAACAAAGAAAGUUACACUUUGUGGUAGGGGGCUUUGCCUACCUGCUUCCCAAGACUUCUGUGGUCCUCAGGUGCCCCACACGGAGGUUCCGAAAGCCUCUCAUCACCUGGGAGAAGGAUGGCCAGCACCUCACCAGCUCUGCCCACAUCACAGUGGCCCCUUUUGGCUACCUGAAGAUUCAUCGUCUGAAGCCCUCUGACACGGGCACCUACACCUGCUCUGCAGGACCAGCUCAGGAACAUUUUGUGAUCAAGCUCAUUGGAGGCAACCGUAAGCUUCUGGCCAGACCCUUGGGAUUGAGGGGUGAGGAGGAGACCCCGCCAGGAAGGAAGAAUAGCCCAAAUGAGGCUCUGCGCACCCAGGAGAAGCAUCAAAAUGGAAUUUUUUUCAAUGGCAGUAAGGCUGAAAAGCGAGUCCCCCCAGUUGACCCAGGAAGCCGCUAUGAUGACAUUGUCUCUAGGCUGCUGGAGCAGCGAGGUUGGCCUGGAGAGCUAUUUGCCUCUUGGGAGGCCCAGGACUCUACAGAGAGGAACAUCUCCUCAGAAGAGGACCAGAAUCCAGAGCAAGCCCUCCUCCACCUGCCUUUCACCAUGGUCACUGAGCAGCAGCGGCUAGAUGACCUCCUCAGAAACAUCUCCCAACAGCCCGAGGAGCUCCGAGACCUCUACAGCAAACACCUGGUGUCCCAGCUAGCCAGGGAAAUCUUCAGGAGUCACCUAGAGCAUCAGGACUCCCUCCUCAAGUUCCCAGAAGGAAGAAUCCACCCCGUGGCCAUCCCUCCCCACAAACAUGUGUCUGGAUUCAGCAGUUCUCUCCGCAUCUCCUCCCCGGGCUCCUCGGGAGAGAUGAGAAGUGGCCAACCCCACAGGAAGCCCGUGAUCCUAAGGAAGAUUUCAGCAGCCCAGCAGCUCUCAGCCUCCGAGGUGGUCACACACCUUGGGCAGACUGUAGCCCUUGCCAGUGGCACACUGAGUGUGCUUCUGCACUGUGAAGCUGGGGGAAACCCAAAGCCUACCAUCACGUGGGCCAGGAACGGGGAAGAGGUUCAAUACAACGACAGGAUUCUUCUGCAACCAGAUGAUUCCUUACAGAUCCUAGCACCUGUUGAAGCCGAUGUGGGUUUCUACACUUGUAAUGCCACAAAUGCCCUGGGAUCUGACUCUGUCUCCAUUGCUGUCACUUUAGCAGGAAAACCAUUGGUGAAGACGUCAAGGAUGACUGUGACCAAUACAGAUUUGCCUGCUGUCACAGUUGAUGUGGGAAGUGUCAUCAAAACCAUCCAGGGAGUAAAUGUGACAAUUAGCUGCCAAGUUGCAGGUGUGCCUGAAGUAGAAGUCACUUGGUUCAGGAAUAAAAGCAAACUGGCUCCCCUUCACCACCUGCAAGAUGGCUCCCUGUGGAUUACAAAUGUCUCCUUUUCUGAUCAGGGGCUCUACUCCUGCAGGGCAGUCAAUCUUCAUGGAGAAGUGACCGAAAACACCCAGCUAGUGAUCCUAGAUCCACCCCAUCCCCCUUCUCAAAUGGAAGACAUCAAGGUUCUACUUUCAGCCAAUGGACCAAACCUUCCCUCUGUGCUGACUUCUCCUCUGGGAACACAGCUGGUCCUGAGUCCUGGGAAUUCUGCCAUCCUUGGUUGUCCAGUCAAGGGCCAUCCUAAUCCUAAUAUCACUUGGUUCCAUGACCAUCAGCCUAUUGCCACAAUAGCAGAACCAACAUACCGCAUUUUGGCAGCUGGGCAGAUUCUUCUGAUUGCAAAUGUCAGUGGAGGAUCUCAGGGCGAAUUCAGCUGCCUGGCUCAGAAUGAAGCUGGAAUGCUAGUGCAGAAGACCUCUCUGGUGAUCCAAGAAUACUGGUGGUCAGUGGACAAACUGGUGGGAUGUUCGGCCUCAUGUGGGAACAAAGGAGUUCAACAACCCCACCUGAAGUGUGUGCUGAAUAGUACCGAGGUCAGCCCUUCGUAUUGUGCAGGAAAAGCCAAGCCAGCUGUGCAACCUGUAGCCUGCAACCGAAGAGACUGCCCAUCCCGAUGGAUGGUCACUUCUUGGUCAUCCUGUACCCGAAGCUGUGGAGGAGGGGUCCAGACACGUCGAGUUACAUGCCAGAAACUAAAAGCCAAUGGAGUCUCGGUACCUAUGUCCAAUGAGAUGUGUUCCCAACUGGCCAAACGACCUGUGGACACCCAAGCGUGUAACCAGCAGCUCUGUGUGGAAUGGGCCUUCUCUAGUUGGGGUCAGUGUAAUGGGCCAUGCAUCGGGCCCCGGCUGGCCGUGCAACACAGACAAGUCUUCUGCCAGACGAGGGACGGAAUCUCCUUACCUUCUGAGCAAUGUAGUGCCCUCCCAAGGCCUGUGAGCACUCAGAACUGCUGGGCAGAAGCCUGCGGCGUGCACUGGAGGGUCAGCCUGUGGACACUGUGUACGGCGACGUGUGGCAACUACGGCUUCCAGUCGCGUCGGGUGGAAUGCGUACACAUCCGCACCAACAAGCCUGUACCGGAGCACCUGUGCUCCUGGAGACCCCGUCCUGCCAACUGGCAGCGCUGCAAUAUCACCCCUUGCGAAAACAUGGAGUGCAGAGACACCACCAGGUACUGCGAGAAGGUGAAGCAGCUGAAACUCUGCCAACUGACCCAGUUCAAAUCUCGCUGCUGUGGGACUUGUGGCAAAGCCUGA